Ziziphus jujuba (common jujube) is the source of this 429-nucleotide messenger RNA. RefSeq lists its product as uncharacterized. The coding region runs from base 1 to 429 and encodes 142 amino acids. The record is from RefSeq and is a predicted model, not a curated record. Lineage: Eukaryota; Viridiplantae; Streptophyta; Magnoliopsida; Rosales; Rhamnaceae. Gene Ontology annotation, molecular function: protein binding. The transcript is spliced from 3 exons.
AUGGGUAUCUUGUUGAUGAUUGCUGUGUUUGGGGCAGAGGUUUGUGUCAUAGACAAGACUCACAAAUGUGAAACCCUUUCAUUUGUGAAGGAACCUCCCAAUGAUGUUUUCACUUGGAAGCUUAAAGAGUUCUCUACAAAGAACUGCUGUUAUGAGUCUCAAGUUUUUACGAUUGGAGAGAGGAAGUGGACAUUAAAGUUUUAUCCAGAAGAGAAUUCAUUAGCAUAUGGUUUAUCGUUAUCACUUUUCUUAUGUCAAGUUGAUGGGUCAGGUGAGGCUUGGUUCCGUUCCUCUCCUGGUGAUAAAUGGGGAUACGAAAAUUUUAUGCCACUGAAGUAUUUGAAUGAGUUUGUUGUUAAUGAUACUGUAACAAUUGAAGUUCAAUUCCUUAAUCUCUUUGUGAUGAAGAUUCUUCCCGAAUGGAAAUAA